This is a messenger RNA of Blastocystis hominis, 205 nucleotides long. RefSeq lists its product as hypothetical. The coding region runs from base 1 to 198 and encodes 65 amino acids. The record is from RefSeq and is a predicted model, not a curated record. The transcript has a single exon. NCBI's taxonomy places the organism in Eukaryota, Bigyra, Opalinata, Blastocystidae.
AUGCAAACGCUAACGAAAUCGUCGGGAUUGCAUCGGAAGUGGUUCGAUCAGCAGAUCAAACGAGUCGAAAGCAAAAUCCGAACGGAGUUGAAGGAAAUGGAAGCGUGGAAAAUCAAAUUGGAAUCAUGUGCACAGGAAAUGGACACAGUGCUGGACAUGGAUCGCUUUGAACUGGAGAAUGAACUUAUGUUAUACUAGUUUGGAU